GGCGGGUCAUGCCUUGGUUACCCCGCGCCGCGCUCCUCUGGGACGUGGUCCUGGGCUUUUUGGGCACCGCCGCCUUCCUGAUCGACCUGGGCGCCGACCUGUGGGCCGCGGGCCAGUAUGUGCUCAGCGGCCGCUACCUGUGGGCCGCGCUGGUGCUGGCGCUGCUGGGCCUCGCCUCGGUCGCGCUGCAGCUCUUCAGCUGGGUUUGGCUGCGCGCCGACCCCGCCGGCUUGCACGAGCCUCAGCCCCCGGGCCGCUGCCUGGCGCUGCUGCACCUUGUGCAGCUGGGCUACCUGUACAGGUGCGUGCAGGGGCUGCAGCAGGGGCUCCUGGUGUGGCAGCAGGAGGAGCCCUCUGAGUUUGACCUGGCUUAUGCUGACUUCCUGACCAUGGACAUCAGCAUGCUGCGGCUCUUCGAGACCUUCUUGGAGACGACACCACAGCUCACGCUGGUGCUGGCCAUCGUGUUGCAGAGCGGCCGGGCCGAGCCCUACCAGUGGGUCAGCAUCGGCACGUCCUUCGUGGGCAUCUCGUGGGCACUGCUCGACUACCACCGGGCCUUGCGCACCUGCCUCCCCUCCAAGUCGCCCCUGGGGCUGGGCUCCUCUGUGGUCUACUUCCUGUGGAACCUGCUGCUGCUGUGGCCCCGGGUCCUGGCCGUGGCCCUUUUCUCCGCUCUCUUCCCCCACUCCGUGGCCCUGCACUUCCUGGGCCUGUGGCUGGUGCUGCUCCUGUGGGUCUGGCUGCAGGGCACGGACUUCAUGCCAGAUGCCCGUUCCGAGUGGCUGUACCGGGCCACCGUGGCCACCAUUCUCUAUUUCUCCUGGUUCAACGUGGCCGAGGGCCAUACCCGGGGCCGCGCCACCAUCCACCUGGUGUUCCUCCUGAGCGACAGCAUCCUCGUGGCAGUCACCUGGUCGACUCACACCAGCUGGCUGCCCAGCGGGAUCCCACUGCACGUGCUGCUGCCCGCGAGCGGCCUCUGCUUCCUUCUGGGCCUGGCUCUGCGGCUGGCCUACUACCACUGGCUGCACCCAAGCUGCCGCUGGGAGCCUGACCGGGUGGAUGGGACCCGGGGCUUCCGCUCCCUUGAGGGCCUUCAGCUGCCUCACAACAGCCGCAUGACCCGGUUGGCGCAGAACUUCUUCCCUAGGGUUAGGGAGGAGGAGGCUGUUUUGCCACAGAAAGAAGAGGUGAAUGGGGUCCUUUGAGGCGAGGCCAGACCCAGCAGGCCCAGAACGGAUGGACUCAACUGGUAGAAUCCAGAGGAUAAGCUAAUGAUGCUGCUAUUGGCCUUGAUUCCCUCCAGAAGCACCCGAUGCCCGAUGUGACAGGCCCUGGAGACCCGAGUUGAGUAAAGACUCAGGCCUGCCUUUGAGGAUGAGAACAAGAUGCGAACGGCUGGGCCCUGGAGAGUCAGGGGCUCCAGUUACAUACAGGACACUUUGGAAGGAAAGAAGAGACCCCGCCCCUUCCCCAUCCCAUCCCCACCAACUGAAAGAGUUGGUACCCCAGAGCUCCUAGAGAUGGUAUUUUCGCCUCCCCAGCCAUCUCCAAAAUCAUUGGUGGAGGUGCUGUCCCACGGCUUGGUUCCCUGAUCCUGGGCUAGAAGGCCCAGGAUCUCCAGGUUGUGUUCAGAAUUCUUCCUCUCUGCCUUACCUGUCAUUCUGGUCAUCCAACAGAUGUUUACUGAGAGCCUUGUCUGUGGCAGGAAUAUUCUGUCCUUGGAGUCUGGAACAAGACUUCCCUCUCUAGCUACUCCUGAGUGGGUGGUCAUGCUGGAAGCCAGGGACGUCCAGCUAGUGGCCCUGUCCGCCUCCCCAAGGCCUCAGUGCACCCAGCCCAGCCUCUGGCCCUGCUCUUAAGUGGCUAUCUUUCAGCCAAGUGCUUGUGAUCCUGUGGUCUGGGCCAUGGCUCAGCCCGUUGAGUAUUUUUCUACUUUAGGCAGUACACUUUCUACCUCAGAGUCUAUGUGAGAGGAAGAGAACGUGCGUCCACAUGUGUCUCUGCAAGUGAAGGACAUGUAUGUGUUGUUUUUGUUUAACAAUAUUAUUAGAUUAUUAUUAAAACCUCAUGA
Enhydra lutris kenyoni (northern sea otter) is the source of this 2077-nucleotide messenger RNA. RefSeq names its product XK related 8. Gene Ontology annotation, biological process: apoptotic process involved in development; engulfment of apoptotic cell; phosphatidylserine exposure on apoptotic cell surface. The record is from RefSeq and is a predicted model, not a curated record. The coding region runs from base 9 to 1211 and encodes 400 amino acids. The transcript is spliced from 3 exons. Lineage: Eukaryota; Metazoa; Chordata; Mammalia; Carnivora; Mustelidae. Gene Ontology annotation, cellular component: plasma membrane.